Messenger RNA from Trematosphaeria pertusa, 849 nucleotides. RefSeq lists its product as uncharacterized. The record is from RefSeq and is a predicted model, not a curated record. The transcript is spliced from 3 exons. Lineage: Eukaryota; Fungi; Ascomycota; Dothideomycetes; Pleosporales; Trematosphaeriaceae. The coding region runs from base 86 to 514 and encodes 142 amino acids.
AAGUACCCCGGAUCCUGCACAUACAAACGACAUAUCAAAGUAAGCUGCUCGAUUUGCGCGUCUACAGCCCAAUCCAUCUACAACCAUGUCUGGAAAGCGCCUUCUCACCUUUGGUGGUCUUGCCGCGGUCGGCGGGGGCGCGUACUACCUGUACAGCGCUGGAGGAGACCCGAAGCUUGCGCAGAAGCAGCUGGAACAUGAUGCCGCGUCUGCGUCCGCGAAAGUGAGGGGCGAGAUGCCCGGCCGCGAAAAGGAAGCAAAGAAGGCAGGCGAGGAGGGCUACGAGACGGUGCGCGCGAAAGCACAGAGCAUGGCCGACGAGGCCAAAGCCGAAGUGAACAAGGCCGGCAAAACGCUCGACGCCUACCGCCAGGACGCGGGCAAGAAGCUCGAGGAGACCAGGCAAACAACCGGCAAGGACUUCAAUGCGGCUGUGGACAAGUUCGACAAGAAGGUCACGGAAGGUGCAAGGGAGACAAAGAGCUGGUUUGGCUCUUGGUUCGGCGGGAAGUAAAGAGGAGUAAGAAUGACUGUGAACGCCAUUGAAGAGAGGUGGACGGCUGAUCGCGGACCUGUUAUAUCUUUAGUUGCCGCACUCCGAAUGAUGCAUGCCGGCACUCUGCAUAGGUUGUAGUGAUAGUAGGUCUUUUUGUCAUAGCAUCAACUCCAGUCUCACAUAUCCGUCUUCUCGUUAAGCUCCGUAAUCUUUGAUGCACUCGUAACAGUCCUACUUACGUUCUGGUUGGUUCUGUCCUGAUAUUUUACUUCUAGCGUCGGCGCUCAAUGUACAGCGCCUGCGCAUCCCUUCCCGCACCAUUUGAUACUCUUCAGUAUGCGCCAACAUUGCCC